AUGGAGGAGGGGCUGAAGGGCCGAGCUGCCACCGCGGAGGCCAUUGCUGAGUACGGGCUUUCGGGCCUGGACAAUCCAGACAUGGUUGGCAACAUCUUCGGCCGUGCAGCCAGCAUUGCUUUGCCAACAGCCUCAUCCGCUGCUUCAUCUGCUUCCGAUGAUGCAGCAAAGAAGGUGCCCAAGAACUUUGACGCGGCAAGUGAGAGAUUGGCCUUGAAGGCCAGGAUGUCCCAGGCUGUGGACAAGGAAGCAAGUGCUCUCAUGAGUGCGUUGGAUGAGGCGGAAGGGAGCAUGGAUGAUGCCUUUCACGAAGCCCUGCUGUCCCCCAAUACGCCCAGCAGUGAGAUGGAGGCCAUGAAGCUUUUGCGAGGCCGCUAUGCUGUUGGAAAAGCAAUUCUUGGAGGUUUCGAGCCGGGCAAGGAUGCCAAUGACUCAGCCAUGGCCGCUGAAGAGGAUGUGUCAGCGUAUGAGGCAGCCAUCAAGGAGAACCCUGAGGCACAGAUGCCGGACGUGUUCAAAAGUGUGCAGCCGUUGCGGCAUGUUUGGGGUGUGCUGGAGAGAGAGCUCAAGGGCAUGUCCACACAUGCAGAGAAGAAGAACAUCGACAAUCAGUUCAAGCCGGUUCUGAAUAUGUUGGCAAUCAUGAAGACUUCUUUGAAGUCUGCAGCAGACAAGCUCAAGAAGUUUAGCAAAGACCGGCAAGCGCGAGAGGAAAAAAUGAAGCGGCAAGCAGAUCAGCAGGCCCUGAAGCAGCUCAAGGCCGACAGCAAAAAAAGAGAGGCCGAAGAAAAAAAGAUGAACAAAGCUGCAGAAAAACAAGGGCGAGUCGAGAACAUCUUCGGCAUUGAUUUUUGCAAGUUGGGUUGCCGAGCCAUGCUGCCGCGUGACCCAAGGGAUGAGAAAAUCACGGGCCUCGACUUCACGAAACCCUUCGCUUUGAAGUCCGAUUCCCCUGUGUGUAGCAAGCUGCAUAGUGUCCUUGGAGAUGCUCGCGUGGUCUCAUGCCUUGACAGCUUUUACAAUGGCUUUCCAGGGAGUGUGGCGGCGUUGAAGGGAUCCAAAAGAUUCACAACCCCGGUGAAGAAUUCCAUUGCGCUGCGCUCUUCCAUCUUGGACCAGCUGUCCAUCGCUGAUUUGCAUCCAGGUGAUGACGCUGAUGCUGCUACCACGGCUGCUCUCAACGGAGUUUAUGCGUGGGGAUAUGGCGAAGAUAUGCUCAACCAUGGCUUGGAUGUUUGCCAGCUUCCUAGCUUGCGCUUGCAAACUGCAGGCAACAGGUGGGUGGUCAUGUUUCCGAUUGACGGCCUUGUGUCCUACCUCCGCUCAUGCAACCAGGGGCAAGACGUCAGCUACGCGCAGGUCAUGGACUUUAUCCAGCAGGUUCAACCCAACCAGAUGGCCGCCUACUUGAAGAUGAAUCCAGAUGGAGUUUGUCAUGGCCUGUUGAUGAAAGGCAGCCUUGCCUACGUGCCUCCAGGAUGGGUGUUGGCGGAAAAG
Symbiodinium pilosum is the source of this 1497-nucleotide messenger RNA. The record is from the annotation of a GenBank genome assembly. NCBI's taxonomy places the organism in Eukaryota, Dinophyceae, Suessiales, Symbiodiniaceae.